Messenger RNA from Nestor notabilis (Kea), 2441 nucleotides. It is a transcript of the gene NUCLEOLIN, whose product is annotated as nucleolin. Lineage: Eukaryota; Metazoa; Chordata; Aves; Psittaciformes; Psittacidae. The record is from RefSeq and is a predicted model, not a curated record. The coding region runs from base 1 to 2031 and encodes 676 amino acids. The transcript is spliced from 14 exons. Gene Ontology annotation, molecular function: RNA binding.
AUGGCUCCUCCCCCGAAAAAGGUCGAGGAAAGUGAAGAAGAGGAGUCCUCUGAGCUAGAGGAAAGCAGUGGAGAAGAGAUGAUUCCUCUGAAGAAACCACAAAAAGUAGCAGUUACACCAGCCAAGAAGGCUGCUACCCCUGCAAAGAAGGCUGCAACUCCUGCAAAAAAGGCAAUUACACCUGCCAAGAAGCCUGUGGCUACUCCAGCUAAAAAGGCUGUUGCUCCAUCACCUAAAAAGGCUGCUGUCCUAACCAAGGGAGCAAAAAACGGCAAGAAUGCUAAGAAGGAAGAGAGUGAGGAUGAAGAUGAUGAGGAAGAUGAUGAGGAGGAGGAGGAGGAAGAAGAUGAGGAAGAUGAUGAAUCUGAUGAGGAAGAGGAACCAGCAAUGCCUGUGAAGCCUGCAGCCAAAAAGCCUGCAGCAGUACCAGCCAAAAAGCCUGCAGUUGUGCCAGCGAAGCAAGAAUCUGAAGAUGAGGAUGAGGAGGAGGAUGAGGAGGAGGAAGAAGAUGAUGAGUCUGAAGAUGAAGCCAUGGACACAACUCCUGUUCAGGUGAAGAAGCCUACUCCAGCAAAGGCUGCACCAGUGAAAGCCAAGGCAGACUCUGAAGAGGAGGAAGAUGAAGAGGAGGAUGAGGAAGAGGAAGAGGAUGAGGAGGAGGAUGAGGAGGAAAGUGAGGAUGAAAAACCUGUUAAGGAAGCACCUGGAAAGAGGAAGAAAGAAAUGGCUAAUAAAAGUGCACCAGAGGCCAAGAAAAAGAAAACAGACGGGCCCACUUCAGCUUUCUCUGUCUUCGUGGGAAAUCUGGUCCCCACCAAGGACUAUGAUGAACUGAAGACUGGUCUCAAAGAAUUCUUCGGGAAGAAGAAUAUUGAAGUUUUAGAUGUCAGAAUUGGUGCUUCCAAGCGAUUCGGCUAUGUAGACUUUUCAUCUGCUGAAGAUCUGGAUAAAGCUCUCCAACUGAAUGGGAAGAAGUUAAUGGGUUCAGAAGUCAAACUGGAAAAAGCAAAGAGCAAGGAAACUAUGAAAGAAAAUAAGAAAGAGAGAGAUGCUAGAACACUGUUUGUGAAGAAUCUGCCCUACCGCUUAACUGAAGAUGAAAUGAGAGAGGUGUUUGAAAACGCACAAGAAAUCAGAAUAGUAAUGAACAAAGAGGGGAAUAGCAAAGGGAUGGCCUACAUUGAAUUUAAAACAGAAGCUGAGGCAAACAAAGCUCUGGAGGAGAAGCAGGGCACAGAGAUUGAUGGUCGUGCCAUGGUUAUUGAUUUUACUGGUGAGAAGAGCCAUCAAGACCAUCAGAAAGGAGGUGGAGAGAGGGAGUCAAAGACCUUAAUUGUGAACAAUCUCUCAUACGCUGCUUCAGAAGAGACUCUCCAAGAACUGUUCAAGAAAGCUUCUUCCAUCAAGAUGCCACAGACCAACCAGGGCAGGCCAAAAGGGUACGCAUUUGUAGAAUUCCCCACCACUGAAGAUGCCAAAGAGGCACUGAAUUCCUGUAACAACACAGAGAUUGAAGGCAGAACGAUCAGACUGGAAUUCAGUUCACCAGGGUGGCAGAAAGGCAAUACGAACGCAAGAGGAGGAUUUAAUCAACAAAGCAAAACAUUGUUUGUCAGAGGUCUUUCGGAGGACACCACAGAGGAGACGCUAAGAGAAUCAUUUGAAGGCUCUAUAAGCGCUAGAAUAGUCACAGACAGAGACACUGGAUCAUCUAAAGGGUUUGGGUUUGUGGACUUCAGCUCCCCAGAAGAUGCCAAAGCAGCUAAAGAAGCCAUGGAGGAUGGAGAGAUAGAUGGGAACAAGGUGAUCCUUGAUUUUGCCAAGCCAAAGGGUGAAUUUCAGCGGGGCGGCGGAUUUGGCGGUGGAUUUGGUGGUCGUGGUGGCAGAGGAGGAGGCCGAGGAGGAAGAGGUGGAGGAUUUGGUGGCAGAGGUGGUGGCAGAGGAUUUGGAGGUAGAGGAGGUGGCUUCCGAGGAGGCAGAGGAGGAGGUGGAGAACACAAGCCACAAGGGAAGAAGAUAAAGUUUGAAUAAACUUCCCCUUUCCUUUCCCUUCUGCUCUCUGAGACUAUCUGAAAGGACUCCGGGGGUUUUUAUUCUCCUUUGAUCUUGGCGGAGCCUUCGGAGGACAUUCCAAGAUGCGAAGCAGUACUGUGAGCCGCUUGGAAGAUACAAUUUUCAUUUCAAGGAAGAGAGAGCAAGCCAUUUUGACUGCUUGCUUAUUCAAACGAACUUUUUAAAAAAAAAUGAGCGAUAGAUGUGGGAAUUUACCCCUUGUCUGUGAGUUGUCUUGAAUUUAUAAUGUUUUACCCAUGUACAAAAGGUUUUGUUUUUCUUUUUUUUUCCUAUAAACUUCUGUAGCAUUUUUGCUGUAAAAAUGCAGAAUGUUUUAUCACUUGUGCUUCAGCACCCUGUCAUGGACAGAUUAAAGGACCUAAACUGGU